AUGGACUCAAGCAACCUCACUGAGUUUGUUCUUGAGGGGUUAGUAGAGACCAGGGAACUGCAAGUCUUUUUGUGUAUCUUCCUCUUGAUCUUCUAUGUCAUCAUUCUUCCUGGGAACAUUCUCAUCAUUGUGACUAUUUUGAAAGACCCCCAACUAGGAGCUCCCAUGUUUUUCUUCUUGGCCAACCUGGCUUUGAUGGACAUUUGCUACAGCUGUGUCACCCCUCCAAAGAUGAUAAUCAACCUCUUCUCUGGAUGCCAAACCAUCUCAUACAAAGGUUGCAUGAUACAGGUUUUUUUCAUCCACUUUCUAGGUGGAGCUGAGGCCUUUCUCCUUAUUUCCAUGUCAAUUGAUAGAUAUGUGGCCAUUUGUCACCCAUUGCAUUAUGUAACUGUAAUCACCAAGCCAGCCUGCUGGGUUUUGGUGAUGGCUUCAUGGGCUGGAGGAUUCACACAUUCUAUAAUCCAGAUUAUUCUAAUCUUCCCACUCCCUUUCUGUGGUCCCAAUAAACUGGACAACUAUUUCUGUGAUGUGACCCAAAUAAUCAGGUUGGCUUGCACCAACACCUACAGUCUAGAAUUUGCUAUGUUUAUCAACAGCGGCCUUAUAAAUGCUGGAUGCUUUGUCCUCCUUCUCAUUUCCUAUGGGGCACUCCUGAUCAAAGUGAGGACAGGUGUCAGCCAAGGGAAGACCAAA
Messenger RNA from Notechis scutatus (mainland tiger snake), 696 nucleotides. RefSeq names its product olfactory receptor 4N5-like. Gene Ontology annotation, cellular component: membrane. Lineage: Eukaryota; Metazoa; Chordata; Lepidosauria; Squamata; Elapidae. Gene Ontology annotation, biological process: G protein-coupled receptor signaling pathway. Gene Ontology annotation, molecular function: G protein-coupled receptor activity; olfactory receptor activity. The record is from RefSeq and is a predicted model, not a curated record.